GGGCAGGCGUUCGAGGCGUACGUGCUGCAGCAGCACCGCGAGGAGCUGCUGCGCAUCCUGGGCGCGCGCGACGCCGCCGCGCACUACGGGCUCGUGGUGGACGCCGUGCGCCUCUUCGAGGCCAGCAUGGAGCUGGGCGAGUGGCUGAGCGCCGCGCCGCGCCUCGUGCUGCCCGUGCUGGACGGCGCCCUGCGCCGCGCCGCCGCCGCCGCCAUGCGCGAGGCGGGCGCGCGCCCCGGCCUCAGCCUCAAGGACAACGUGCACGCGCGCAUCGCCGGCCUGCCCGUGUGCCCGGAGCUGACGCGGGAGCACAUCCCGCGGACGCGCGACGUGGGACACUUCCUGUCCGUGACGGGCACCGUGGUGCGCACCAGCGCCGCGCACGUGCUCGAGUUCGAGCGCACCUACAUGUGCAACAAGUGCAAGCAGGUGUUCGCCGUGGGCGCCGACCCCGAGCAGCGGCACGGCGCCUGCCGCCCCGCGCGCUGCCCCGGCGCGCCCGGCUGCACCUCCAGCGCCUUCACCUGCCUCGCCGGCACCGCCGCCGCCCCCGCGCGCUGCAGGGACUACCAGGAGAUCAAAAUCCAGGAGCAGGUGCAGAGGCUCUCUGUUGGAAGCAUCCCUCGCUGCAUGGUGGUGAUCCUAGAAGAUGACCUCGUGGAUAGCUGCAAGUCUGGGGACGACGUCACGGUGUACGGCGUGGUGCUGCAGCGCUGGAGGCCCUUCCAGCAGGACGCACGCUGCGACCUGGAGCUCGUGCUCAAGGCCAACUACGUGCAGGUGAACAACGAGCAGCUCGCGCGCGGCCCCAUGGAUGACGACGUCCGCAAGGAGUUCCAGGACUUCUGGGAAAAGCAUAGGGAUGAUCCCCUAGCAGGGCGGAAYGAGAUCCUGGGCAGCCUCUGCCCGCAGGUGUUCGGCCUCUACCUGGUGAAGCUGGCGGUGGCGCUGGUGCUGGCGGGCGGCGUGCCCAGGGUCGACGCGGCCGGCACGCGCAUCAGAGGGGAAUCCCAUCUUCUGCUGGUUGGAGACCCGGGCACGGGCAAAUCCCAGUUCCUCAAGUACGCGGUGAAGAUCACGCCGCGCUCUGUGCUCACCGCGGGCAUUGGAUCUACAAGCGCAGGCCUCACCGUGACCGCUGUGAAGGACAUGGGCGAGUGGAACCUGGAGGCGGGAGCGCUCGUGCUGGCGGACGGCGGCCUUUGCUGCAUCGAUGAGUUCAACAGCAUCAAGGAGCACGACCGCACCAGCAUCCACGAGGCCAUGGAGCAACAGACCAUCAGCGUGGCCAAGGCAGGCUUGGUGUGCAAGCUUAAUACAAGGACAACUAUAUUGGCUGCAACAAAUCCCAAAGGACACUAUGACCCUAAUGAAUCUGUCUCGGUCAACAUAGCCCUUGGCAGCCCUCUGCUGAGCAGGUUUGACCUGGUCUUAGUACUGYUAGAUACAAAGAAUGAAGAAUGGGACCGCAUCAUUUCUUCCUUCAUCUUGGAAAAUAAAGGUUUCCCAAGCAAAUCAGAGAAGCUGUGGAGCAUGGAGAAGAUGAAAACCUACUUCUGCCUCAUAAAGAGCCUGCAGCCGAAGCUGUGUGAGGAGAGCCACGCGGUCCUGGUGCGCUACUACCAGCGGCAGCGGCAGAGCGGCGGCCGCAGCGCCGCCCGCACCACCGUGCGCCUGCUGGAGAGCCUCGUGCGCCUCGCCGAAGCUCACGCCCGGCUGAUGUUCAGGGAUACGGUGACUUUGGAGGAUGCCGUGACCGUGGUGUCGGUGAUGGAAUCUUCCAUGCAGGGAGGAGCCCUGCUCGGAGGCAUCAAUGCCCUGCACACGUCCUUCCCGGAAAACCCGACGGCCCAGUACCGGGUCCAGUGCCAGCUCAUCCUGGAGCAACUGGAGCUGCCCGACCUUCUGCACAAGGAGCUGCAAAGACUCGACAGAUUACAGAAAGAAGACUCCUGCCAGCAACAGCCUGAAGAGACAAGUUUCUGCAGGACUCCAAGAUCCUUGAGCAAGGAUGCGUUUGGGGAGCCAGAGCAAGUGUGUCAGGCAGGACCUUCAGACCAGCAAGAGAAGCCACAGUCUUCCUUGGCCAAAGGCAACUGUGGAGGGGCUACCCACGCAGAACCCUUGUGCAACCCGGCAUGUGGUAGUGACAGAAACACAGACCAGCUGCUUAGGCAGAGUAAGAAAGGGGGUGAUGGCAGCCUGGCCUGGUUUGACAGCUUGGAGGAGAACAACAACGAUGCAGAAGGAACGUUUCWGGAAGAGUCUCCGGUGCUCCAGACAGCUCCAGGUGACUUGGCUUCAAAACCCCUGAGGGAAAAAUCCUGCUCAGGAGAAAGAAAUGCCUCAAUACCAAGCAAUGGGGGUGGAACGAGAGGACCACUAGCAACUGUGCAUCUCCCUGCUCCUUCGGAACAAGACAAAGUUCCCAAGAUAAGCAGGAAAAGGAGUGAAGAACAUGAAUAUUUUUCUGCAGAAGCAAGUACUGAAUCCCCAGCGUCUCCCCGGGCGAGKGUGCAGGACUCGGUUGUUACGCAGCAUGUGUCUAAGAGGUGGCAGAGGCUGCACACAGAGAGAUCACGUGGAUUCUUCACGAGCACACAGGACCCCGAGGCCACAGAACUUCCUUCACUCUUGUCUGCAUCUGGUCUGCUAGAUCUUUCAGGUGACGUGGAUCCUGUGUUAGAGGAGGACAAGAACAGCAAAUCUGUAACAGCAAAGAAGGCAGUAAUUUCUCUGAGAAAACGAAAUAAAGAACAAGCAGUGAAGGAAGCAAAGGUAGUAGGUUCCUGUGAGCCAGCAGUCAUGGACAGUGAAGGACCUCCAGCAGCUAAACUAGCUAAAUUUUCUUUCAGACCAAGGACAAAACUUGGUCAUUCCUCUGAGAAGGAGUUCAGGCUUUUACAGAAUGAAGCUGUUAAGCCUGGAGAGCAGCUCCAAGGAGAGCAUCUGGUGGAAGAASAUGGCUCCUCCGAGAAAUGCAAAACAAAGUCAACUUGCUUAGGAGAAAAUAAUUUGGAAAAGGGGCCCCCUGGUAAUGCUGGGAAAGGGGAGCAGCAGAGUGAGGCCCUAGCAAAAGAGAGGGGAGGAAGAGCAGYGACACACUCGGGUGUCAGUGUUGGUGCUGCGUCACUUCCACCCACUGAAGAGAAGAGGGAGGGAGCGGAGCAGGUUGGUGGCUCGAGCACAGGGCAAGUGGGUCCCAGCACGUGGGCUAAACUGUGCCGGUUCUCCUUCGCAUCACGCCCCGAGCCAAAAUCAGAGAGUGCCCCUGCAGCGGCGAGUGGCAGUAACAGCAAGGGGAGCCACAGCCCCUUGCUGAAGGUGCACGUGAGCAAUCCUGGCAAAAGGAAGAGCUUUGCCCUGGGAAACGCCAGCGACRCCAGCGCGCUCACACGGAAACCCCUCUUCUCAAUAGCGGAGCUAGAUGAUGCCACCUUAGAUUUUGAUUGGGAUGAAGAGGUUAGGAAACAUCCAAGAUCAUAGCAUGUAUUUUUUCUGAAUUACAUUACACGUCAUUUUUUCUGUAUCUCUAUCCUUCUGUCCAUUGUAUCAACAGCAUCAAGAGUAUACAAAGCAUUUAAAAAAGAAUCUAUCUGGGACCUCUAUAUAAACGAACAUGUACUUUACAUGAACUAAGGACUGUUUAUACUGCAAGCCUAAUGUGAUUUUUAGUUUUCUGAAUUACUCCCYGAACUGCUUAUGUGAGGUGCCUGUUUUGAUUGCGCUGAUGUAACCCGAAGGCUCCUGCGUUUUGUUCACAUAUGCAGAGRUCGGUGAAGCUUGCGAAGAGCACCUGUAAGAGACUGUUAUCCUUGAUUUCAUGUAGCAGUAGGAACUGUGCCUGAUCCARUUGGCCUUCUGAGGGAUCACGCCGCUUCAGAAAAGCAGUGUCGCUAAAGCUCUGUCAUUAUAGUUUGCUUCUCUGUGCACGCCUUUUCUGUCAGUGAKCAAACCUGUGAUUUUUCAUCAUGUUCUGGUUGAUUAUCAAUAUCAUGAGAAUCCUGCUGCACUUCCUAUAACUGUGUUCCUCAUCCCACUGUUGAUGUUGAGGAUCUAGGGCUUUUUGCUUCUGUUUUUUGAUUCUGUCUGUGAUUUUAAAUACACUGGUUCRGGUA
Molecule: messenger RNA, 4118 nt
Organism: Nothoprocta perdicaria
Lineage: Eukaryota; Metazoa; Chordata; Aves; Tinamiformes; Tinamidae
Gene: MCM9
Product: minichromosome maintenance 9 homologous recombination repair factor
Exons: 12
Biological process (GO): double-strand break repair via homologous recombination
Cellular component (GO): nucleus; MCM complex
Molecular function (GO): ATP hydrolysis activity; ATP binding; single-stranded DNA binding
Source: RefSeq, a predicted model, not a curated record